Molecule: messenger RNA, 993 nt
Organism: Cyclocybe aegerita
Lineage: Eukaryota; Fungi; Basidiomycota; Agaricomycetes; Agaricales; Hemipholiotaceae
Source: the annotation of a GenBank genome assembly
AUGUCUGACCUCGUUCAUGUAAACCUCAACGACAGCAUCGGCGCCUUGCAAAUAGGCCUCCUAUUUUCGAUCUUUGUCUUCGGGAUCGUCACCCUGCAAGCUCACAUCUACUAUGGGACGUUUAGAGACGAUCGCUGGACGUACAAGACCCUUGUGGGCGCUAUAUGGCUACUCGAGGUCGGCCAUACAAUCGCAGGUUCCUACGAAGUAUAUCGAGCGACAAUAACACUGUAUGGCAUGCCCGAGCUCCUUACCACCUUCCCUGCUAUCAGCUCAGGGAUCGCCGUCGCGGGAGCCAUUACUUUCCUGGUCCAAGGAUUCUUUAGCAUCCGACUAUUCAAAGUGUUGCCUCGGCCGUAUUCAUUCAUCGGUAUCGCGUUCAUCGGCCUUUCCGGGUUACGUUUCAUAGGCAGCAUCUACCUUUCCUACCGCGCGGUGACGACGAAGAGUGUCGAGCAGUAUCGCCGGGAGAUGACAUGGCUCGUAACGACACUGCUCACCACGGGUGCCACGAUCGACGUGACCAUCGCGGUGUCGAUGCUGUAUUAUCUUUCAAAGAAGCGGAGCCAGGCGUUCGAACGAAUCGCCUCAGUCAUUGACCGCCUCAUCGCCUACACCAUUCGUACUGGUCUGCUCACAAGUGUCGGCGCCGUGCUUAUUCUCAUCUGCUAUCAAGCUAUGCCGAACAAUCUCGUGUGGCUCGCACUCUACACCUGCCUGGCGAAACUCUAUUCAAAUAGCUUGCUGUCUUCGCUCAACUCCCGACAAGAAAUGAGGGAGGAUUCAACGACCUCCAUGCCCUCCUUCGAAAGAUUCUCAAGGAGAACAACGACACGUAGGGAGCACAACACGCGAAUAGACCUCGCGCCGCAACCAAUUGCCAUUGAGAUGAAGACAACGAUGGAGACCGCCCAAGACGAUUCUAUGGGCAAAGUUCGAAUCGCUGUCCACACCGACCCGAGUCCAGCCUACCAAAAUGAUACCAAAGUGUAG